AAAGCUCCCGAAAACACACAUGUGGGGGUCAAGUGCUGCUCCUCUCGUGGAGCUACUACUUCUGGUGGCUACUUCGCUGGUGAUUGGAAGAGUCGGCUGCCUGAUCUGCACGCGCCGCCCGGCCAAUACGGCCUCGCCCAAAUCGCCGGUGGAUGAGAACUUUGUGAUAAGCGUGAUGGGCAACCCGGAAACAUACAUUCUCGGCCAGGAAUACAACGUCUCUCUUAACGCUUUCAAUGGCCACCGCUACAUCAGCUUUAUCCUGGCCCUGGAGAACGAAAAUGGUGACUUUAGCUACCAGGACGACUUGGGUCGCUUCGAGCUAAGCGAUCGGAUCGAGAGCCGCUUCAGUCCCAACUGCAUUAACAUGGUGGAGAACACCAAUACGAAUCCCAAGACGCAUAUGCACUUGACCUGGGUGGCGCCCAGUGAGCCGGGCAGUGGUUGCAUCCUGAUCAGGGCUACCGUUCAGCAGCAUCGCGAUGUAUGGCACAUGGAUGAUGGAGGACUAACACGAAGGAUCUGCGAGGAGGUCACCGAUGAUGUGGAAAGUCAGCCUGCAACUCCAACGGUGGAUGUUCCCUGCUGUGCCUGCGAUGAGGCGCGAUAUGAGCUUAUUUUCGAGGGCGUCUGGUCCAGGAAUCUGCAUCCCAAGGACUUUCCUGCUCGCGGCUGGGAGACUCGCUUCUGUGAGCUUCUCGGAGCGGCCCACAGUUCGGACUAUCGCUUCUGGGAAGCCGGAGCACUGGCCAGCUUGGCAAUGAAACAGUAUGCCGAACACUGCAGUUCUCGUCUUUUGGAGCGAGAAUUUAGCAUCAAUUUUCGGGAUCAGAAAAUACGCACCAUUAUCAAGGCUCGCGGGCCAUCCUAUCCCAACAUGAACAGCAAGGCGACGGCCUCGUUGCGAGUGGAUCCCGUACAUCACAUGUUGUCCUUUGCCUCCAAGAUAGAACCCUCGCCGGAUUGGAUUGUGGGCGUUGCUGGGCUAGAACUAUGCCUGCGCAACUGCACCUGGUUGGAGGAGAAGGUGAUCCACCUGUAUCCCUGGGAUGUGGGCACAGAUGCGGGUCCCAGCUAUACGUCAGCCGAUCAGCCGCAGGUUCCGCCGGAUGUCAUAAGACGCAUCCGUUCCGACUUGCCCAACGAUCCACGUUCACCUUUCAACGAUAAAUCCGGGGCUCCGAUGAAGCACAUGGCCAUUUUGACGGUGAAACGCCAGCGAAUCUAUGAGAGGAGAUGUGCCGAUGAGGAUUCCAACAAUGAUGCGGAUGUGCCGAGAGAGUGCCUCACCCAUCCCUGGUCCAGCUGGAGCGACUGCUCCUCCAAAUGUGGCGCUGGGAUGCAGUACAGAAGGCGUGUCUACAAGCAACCAGAGCUGGCAAAGGUCUACAAUUGCAAUGUGCCGCAGUAUGAGGAGCGUGAGUGCCAGGGCGAAAUGUGUGGUCAAAGCGGGCCGAUGAGGGAAGCGGAGGAGUUUGAGGAUCUGGAACCGGAGGUCAGGAGGAAUGGCUAUCAUUCGGCCCAACAGCGGCGGGCCGAGUGCCAAUUGAGCUCCUGGGGCAGCUGGAGUCCCUGCAGUGUCACCUGUGGCGAGGGCUACGAGAUGCGCCAGAGGCAGUACCUCAAUCCCCAAGCGGAACCCGAGUGCCAGAGUGUCCAUCGCGUGGAUCUGCAGGAAACGCGUCAAUGCUCUGGGCGGGCUUGUCUGGGUAACCUACCGGGAUCCUAUAAUCCUGAAAUGGAUGGUUCUUAUGGCCAGUCUGGUCGCACUGGAGGUAAUAUGUAUGGUUCGCAACUUGAACCGGAGGCAGAGACUUUUGAAGGCGAGGACGAGGAUCCUCGAAAUGGACUUCGUGGCUUCGAGGUUGGCAAUCUCAAGGGAAACGCUGUCAGCAGAAUGCCCGAGCGUCAGAUGAAUCUGGGGAGAGUUCCUCCGCCUUUUGGGCAGUCAAACUACGAUGGAACCUACUAUCCACCAGCCAGGACAGAGCGACCCAUUUGGACGGGGCAACCACGCCUGGAGGAUGUGGAACGGGCUCCCUGGCAGCGUCAAAGGCCCGCCAGCAAAUACGGUUCGAUGGUAGAGCCUCCAGAGGAGAAUCCCCCAAGGGAACCCUGGCAGAGGACAAGUAAUUAUGGCAAUCAGGAGAUGUAUUCACCCAGAGCAGAAGUGGACUCCUCACUGGCCAACCGCUGCUUCCAAAUGCUGCAGACAGUGCUGCCCCGUUGUCCGGAUCAAACGAUUACGGGUCAGUUCUGGUCCUACAACUUCUGUGCCGAUGAGUGCAUGUUGUUCGCCACGGAUCCGUGCGAUCGGAACUUCAACAAGUUCAGUCGAUUGGAGGACUGCGAGAGGUGUCGCCAGCCGGAGUUGGCGGCACUGCAGCAGGAGCACUCUAAUUCGCCGGAAUGCCAGAAUCUUCGAAGCAUCUGGCAGGCGGAACAGCGGGCCAGGGAGGAGAAACGUGCUGCGAACAGGAGGCGCAACUACACCGGCUAUAGGCAACGCGCUAGAAAUUAA
Drosophila takahashii is the source of this 2521-nucleotide messenger RNA. RefSeq names its product spondin-1. Lineage: Eukaryota; Metazoa; Arthropoda; Insecta; Diptera; Drosophilidae. Gene Ontology annotation, biological process: cell adhesion. Gene Ontology annotation, cellular component: extracellular matrix. Gene Ontology annotation, molecular function: serine-type endopeptidase inhibitor activity. The record is from RefSeq and is a predicted model, not a curated record.